UUUCUUGGUAUAUAAGCGGAAGACUCGCGGUAGAUUCUAUUUACUCUCGCCCAGUGUUUGCGAAGUGUGUCUCUUGUCAGUGGAAAGUGCGGAAAAUCUGUGUGAAAAUGAGCAGCAAGGUUCCCAGUCUAACUCUCAACAACGGCCUGAAGAUCCCCAUGCUGGGCUUGGGCACCUGGGGCUCGCCGCAGGGCGAAGUCGCGCGGGCUGUCAAGGAGGCUCUGGAUCUGGGCUAUCGCCAUAUCGACUGUGCCUUCGUGUACGGGAAUGAGCAGGAAGUGGGCGACGGCCUGGCGGCGAAGAUCGCCGAUGGCACGGUGAAGCGCGAAGACGUGUGGGUGACCAGCAAGCUGUGGAACACCUUCCACAGCGCUCAUCUCGUGCGUCCGGCGCUGGAGAAGACGCUGCAGAAUCUGCAGCUGAAGCAGCUGGAUCUGUAUCUCAUCCACUGGCCGAUGGGCUACAAGGAGGGCGGCGAGAUCUUCCCCGCGGACACCGACGGGAAGACGCUCUUCUCCGACGUGGACUACCUGGAGACGUGGAAGGGCAUGGAGGAGUGCCUGAAGGCCGGACUCACGCGCAGCAUUGGCCUGUCGAACUUCAACAUUCGCCAGGUUGAGCGCGUUUUGGCCGCGGGCAGCGUGAAGCCGGCGAUGAAUCAGGUGGAGUACCAUCCGUACCUUCAUCAGACGGAGCUGAGCCAGUGGUGUCGCGCCAAGGGCAUCGAGAUCACCGGCUACAGCCCGCUGGGCUCUCCGGCGCGUCCGUGGGUGAAGUCCGGCGAUCCCGUCCUGCUCGAGGAGCCCAAAGUGCUCGAGGUGGCGCAGCGCUGCAACAAGAGCGUGGCUCAAGUCCUGAUCCGCUGGCAACUGCAGCUGGGUCACAUCACCAUUCCCAAGUCCACCAACUCGAAGCGCAUCCAGGAGAACUUCGACGUGUUCGACUUCGAGCUGUCCAAGCAGGACAUGGAGGAUCUCUCCAGUCUCAACAGGAAUGAGCGCUUCGUUCCGAUGUCCAUGUGCGCCGGUCACAAGUAUCACAGCUUCGAGAACAACGAAUUCGCGGAUUAGAGACGCAGGUGAGAGAAGAAGAGUGGCUCGCAAAUUUGUAUUACUCUCUUGAACACAAUGCAUU
Messenger RNA from Phlebotomus argentipes, 1134 nucleotides. Its product is annotated as aldo-keto reductase family 1 member B1-like. Gene Ontology annotation, molecular function: aldose reductase (NADPH) activity. Gene Ontology annotation, cellular component: cytosol. NCBI's taxonomy places the organism in Eukaryota, Metazoa, Arthropoda, Insecta, Diptera, Psychodidae. The coding region runs from base 108 to 1070 and encodes 320 amino acids. The record is from RefSeq and is a predicted model, not a curated record. The transcript has 4 exons.